Molecule: messenger RNA, 477 nt
Organism: Vicia villosa (hairy vetch)
Lineage: Eukaryota; Viridiplantae; Streptophyta; Magnoliopsida; Fabales; Fabaceae
Exons: 1
Coding region: 1-477 (158 amino acids)
Biological process (GO): positive regulation of cytoplasmic translation
Cellular component (GO): cytoplasm
Molecular function (GO): translation regulator activity; zinc ion binding; single-stranded RNA binding
Source: RefSeq, a predicted model, not a curated record
AUGCGGCCAUACCAACGACCACACUAUAACAACCGAGGACCUCAACGAACAGAAAAUCAUAAAGGAGGAGGAACUCAAGCUGCCCCAGGGGUGCGUUGUUACCAGUGUGGCGAAGGUGGGCAUUAUGCGAAUGAAUGUCCUAAUAGGGGUCCUACCUGCUUCAAAUGCAACAAACGGGGUCAUAUGGCGAAGGAUUGUAGAACUCCAAAAGAAGAGUUAGCUGUUAACGCUGUUAGAACCGCCCGACCAACUGCUCAAGGGCGAGUGUAUUGCAUGGGUGCAGAGGGAAAAUCUCCGACCAACAACUUGAUCCAGGGGAAUUACGAAAUUGAAGGUACCAUUUUAACUGCACUUUUUGAUUCUGGGGCAACACAUUCAUUCAAAUCCCAGGAUUGCGUUGAUCGAUUGAAAAUGAAAGUAACCCCAUUACCUUUCGACUUGGUAGUGUCUACCCCUGUGUCAUACCCCAAUUUUUGA